AAUGUCAUGUUCAAUUUUGAACUGUGAUUACUGUGAAGUGAUUGGCGACAAAGUGGAAUGUCUGAGAUCUCCUUGUGCUUCCAAAGCUUCUAGUGUAAAUAACAAAAAGUUUUCAUUUUCAAGUAAAACUUGUGCUGCAAGUUGUCCUUCUGAUUUGUCAUGUGCAACCAAAAAAGUAAAUGAUGAAAAUGAAGCCUGCUUUUGUAGAUCUUGUCCUGUUAUUCUAGCAGGAGCAAAUGCAGGAGUGUGUAAAUCUUGUGGAACCGACUGUGAAGACUGCCAACUAUCAGCUGACAAGAUGGAUGUUGAAUGUAAAACAUGUAAAGGUUCAAAACAAUGGGUAUCAAUAGAAGUAUCUAGUAGUCUGACAAAAGGAUGUUAUGACUGUACUAUUGCAUCACCUCAAUGUAAAGUUCUGGAACUUUCUGGAGGUAGUUGUAGAUGUAAAUCAGGUGAAUGUAUGGGUGAUACAAGUAUUUUUGGUAAACACACUGUUCUACAAGCUGGUUCUGGAUAUCAAGGCUGUAAAGCUUGCGUUGAAGAAAUUCCAAAUGUUCUCUGGUGUAGUGGUCCGAUUGGUUCAGCUACAGUUGAUAAGUGUCAAUAUGAUUAUACUCAGAAAAUUGGAGCUGAAAUAUGCUUAUAUUCUUGCGCACCUUGCCCUGCUGGUUGUUCUGAUUGUGAUGUUGAAGGUGUUAAUCCAGUAUUUUGUACAGCUUGUACAGAUCCAAAUAAACUUGCAGAUCCAAGCGUUGUAGCAAAUACAAAUAAAAGAAUUGGAGAUUGUGUUCCUGGUGCGCCUGCUGGCCCUCAUAUAGCUGGUUGUUUACAACAAUAUAAUAAUGCUGGAGGAGGUACUCUUGAUUGUGUAAAAUGUGCUAAUAACAAAGAAAUAGUAACAUCAAGUGGAUGUGAUUCAGUAACUGGAUGCAAAGAGAACUACUCAAUUGCAGGAGGUGCAGUUGUCUGUAUGCUGAUCCUACAGCACUGCAAAGGAUAUUUUGCAUCAGCAGCAUCAGUUGCUCCAGCAAAUAGUGGCCGAUGUGCGGGAUGUGAUACUGGAUUUGUUCUUGAUUAUUCUCCAACAAAAUAUGAUUGUAUAUCAUGUACUGCUGCUGGAUUGGAUCAUUGCACACUUGCUGUAUCUUCGGGAGGUACAUGUAUGUGUGGAAGAUGUACUGCUGAUGCAGCAGGAAAAGUAUACCAUAAACAUCCUACAUUAUCAGGAUGCACAGAAAAUAAUGAAAUUCCCAACUGUUCUGCUCACACAUUGAAACUUAAAAAUGGAGUUUAUGUAGUAGCAUGUACAACCUGCACAGGUGCAUAUAUUUUAGCUGAAGAUGGAUUGUCAUGUGUGGUUUCCUCAAAACCUUGUACUGGAGGAACAAAAGUAGUUGCUGCUGGAGCAACAACAUGCACAUGUGAUUGCGGUGCUUCAAGAUUAAUAAAUAGUGCUGGAGAUGAUUGUAUUGCUUGUGUAACUGCUGGCAAAACAGGAUGUUCAGAGAGCACUAGAGCACUAUGUCUAUCAUUUGGAUGUGGAGCUGCUGCUCUAAGAGAUAGCGAGUUCAAUUGUGAUUCAUGUGCCUCUCUUACUGGUUGUGACAUAUGUGUUAAACAAAUUGGUGAUACUCUGAAAUGUUUGAAAUGUAAUACUGCAUAUUAUAUGGAUAGUAAUAGUGUAUGUCAGUCAUGUGUAUUUGGAUGUGAUUUCUGUGUGGAUGGAACAACUUGUAUUCCAAAUGGUUGUAAGGAUGGAUAUAUCAGACAUAGAACAGAAGGAACUUGCAUACAAUGUACUGGUAGUGGAGUUUCAAGAUGUGCAUAUGAGACAGCAACUAGUGACACCCUCAUACCAAAGAUAUGCAAAACAGGAUAUACAUUAAACACUAUUACAACACCAGUAGCAUGUGAAAAAUGCAAUCCUAAUUGUAAGAGCUGCUCAACAAAUGGAAAAGACAAGUGUGAUACUGGACAAUGUAAUUCUGGUUAUUUCCUUGAUUCUAGUGAUCAAAAAUGCUACAACAAUAAAGCUGGUUGUCUUGCAUCAACCAGAAGUAAUGAAAAGACUACUUGUUCAUCAUGUAAUAGAGCAACUUCAAUACUUUCAAAUGGUGAAUGUAAAACAUGUCCUACUGGUUGUAGUGGAUGUUCAUUUGAUGCUGCAACAAGCAAAUUUACUUGUUUAUCUUGUAUAGCACAAUAUUACAAAACAACUGAUAAUUUGUGUUUGCCUUGUCCAACUGGUUGCAGUGUUUGUUCUCUCAAUGGAGCAUCAGUUGAAUGUACAAGUUGUCUUGCAAAAUAUGACUUGAAAGGAGCUUUGUGUGAUUUAUGUGGUAUUGGAGAUUGUCAAACAUGUUCUGUUCCAUCUGGUGGAAGUGAUUUGGUUUGUUUAACAUGUUCAAAUAAGUUUUAUUUGAAUAGUGAUGAUUGUGGUCAUUGUCCAAAAUUCUGUAAAGAAUGUUCAUACAAUCAGAAAUAUGAAUGUACAAAGUGUUAUGACAAAUAUGCCAAGGCAUUGGAUGGAACUUGUGUACCAUGUCCAUCAAAUUGUGAAACAUGUACAGCCAAUGCUGAUAAGACAACAAGAUGUACAAAAUGCAUUUCAAAAUCAUUUUCACUAAAAACUGAUGGAACUUGUAUCCCAUGUUCUGAAGCUGCUUUUGCCAAUUGCUCAACUUGUGGACCAACUCCUUUAGGUGGAAAAGCAAAAUGUGAUACGUGUAGUAUAGGAUUUGCUCUGCAAGAUGAUAAACUAGCAUGCAUUUCAUGUUCAAUUACUGGAUGUGGAAUGUGUGCACAUGGUAGAAUAUGUUUGAAAUGUAGGACUAUGAAAGUUCAAAGAGAUGAUUUCAUUUGUGUGUUCAUUGUCAAGUGGUGCCAUCAUUUGGUGUUUGCAGACGCCAUUGCUAAUCUCAAACCCUAA
Molecule: messenger RNA, 2929 nt
Organism: Dimorphilus gyrociliatus
Lineage: Eukaryota; Metazoa; Annelida; Polychaeta; Dinophilidae
Source: the annotation of a GenBank genome assembly